This is a messenger RNA of Adineta ricciae, 9186 nucleotides long. Lineage: Eukaryota; Metazoa; Rotifera; Eurotatoria; Adinetida; Adinetidae. The record is from the annotation of a GenBank genome assembly.
AUGGCAGAGAAGAGAUCCAAGAAAUCGAAAGAUAGAAAAAUCUCUAAGCGCGAUGAAGAAGCGGAGGAGGCUAUGCAUGAUGUAUUCGAACCGCUCAGUGAAGCGCUUCUGCAAGAGCUCAAACCACCGAUCGUACAGUUACAACAAAACACUAAUGUCUUCCAACUACCCCCUCCUCCACCGAUCGAGCAGUUACAACAAAACACUAAUGUCUCCAAACCAUCCUCUCGUCCACCGAUCGAGCAGUUACAACAAAAUACUAAAGUCUCCAAACUACCUCCUCGUUUACCAAUGGAACGUAAUGCAUCCAAAAUGAGAGUCCCAAUGGAGAAAUCGAAGGACUCAUAUCAUGUUCAAUCAGACCUAUUGGAAAUCCUACAGACGGAAAACAAUCCCAAUGAACACGUCGGUUUAUUUUCUUCUCCCGUUUCAACUAAAAAAUCUGCUCGGUUGUUUUCCGACGAUGACGAUGAUAUUUUUCUUGGUGAAAAAGAGCGGCAAAAUCUCAUUCCAACGCCUAUCUUACCACCUAUAUCGCGUACGUGCAAUCUCAAUGACAUAUUUCGAGAUUCAUCUCUAUCGCCAUCCAUCAAAGCCUUCAAAGACGCGUGUUCUGAAUAUGCGAGAGCAUGUGGAAAACUUGAAUGUUAUGGAAAUGUGUUGUUAACAGACGUUCAUCUGUAUGAAUUGAGUCAACUAGAAUGGCCACUUUUGGACAAAAUUCAAGUGCGAGCUUGUCCACAUAUUACACCCUUUGGUUUAAGUUAUCUUCGGAAGAUCAAUGAGAAACAUGACCUUCGAUCAGUCCAAUUCAAUGUCGACUUGUUAAUUCAUGAUCGUCAGAUGAUCGAAAUCGACAUGAACUCAACCACUGCAACGAUUACAAAACUGGAAGAUUUCUUCAAACAAAGUGUGAAAACGUCUAUCUCUAAAGUUUUGAUCUAUCAUACAACGUCUCUACCAAACUCCACUCUCUCACCAGAUAAAAUGAUCAUCAAUCAAAUCCAAAAGGUCAAAGAAAGUUCUCCGAUGACCAUCAGCUAUCUAUUGACAACAUCCGGACAAUGUCAAAUCGCCUAUCUCGAAUGUGUUAACUCUAUUCUCUUCAAAGAAUUAAGCACAUCUUUUCAUCCUCAAAUAGUUUAUCUCGUUGUUUCCAAUACUGAUGAUUUACUAAAAUGUCUCUUCUCAAUCGAUUGUGAUCUAUCGUUCUCAAUUUUGAAUCACCAACUUCGAUUAAUUAUUGACAAUCAUGAAUCUGUGGAUCAUUUCCUAUCGGACCUCCAUUCGAAAUUGAAAUCGAUCAGUAAAUCGGCACAUGAGCUCUAUACGCAUCAUGUGUACAAUGAUAAUCCAAAUGUAUCGGAGAAUGACGAUUAUCGACGAAAUCAUUUUCUUAGUAGUUUGUUGCACACACAAACCAAAUGCGAUUUAUUAACGAAGAAAUUAACCAAAGAUCAAUGUUUACUUUCUAAACAGAAGGAUUCGUCAUUUCUUCCAAAUCAUAUGGCAAAAGAUGCUGUGAAACACUGUGAUACUUUAUAUACAUUUAGUUUCGAGAAGAUGCCGAAUGAAACGGUGGUGAAAACAAGCGAGUCGGUCAACACAUUUAUCAAUCAGCUAACAAAAGAAGCAAAAGGAAAACGGGAAGAAGAAGUAUUACCUAGUUCAAUGAAAUUAGCAAAGAUUUAUUUUCAACAUAAAUUAAUAACUGAUACUGUUCUUGAUAUUCAUUCGACAAGUAGUGGAGAGUCGUAUUACGUUUCGAAUAUGGAAUGGUUUUGCCAAAUGUUGAAUAAGUUGCUCAAUAUUCAAUCGCGUCCGCAUCGAAAAACCGAACAAGUCUUUGAUCAAAUCAAAUCUACAAUUGGCUCAGAUGUUCAUUUGUUGACAAAAUACGAUUUCAAAAAUUUUCAAAUCAAUCGCGAUGAAACCAAUUUCUUUCAAUGGCUAUUCAACACUUGGAAUAUUGGUUUCUCGAUAAACACGAACGAUCAACAAAUGUUUCUUUUAUCCAAUUCGAUUGCAUCGAAACCACCCGUUCCUUUAAGUACAGUUUGGCCGGAGACAUGGGAAGAGGAUGAUCGCGAAUUUGUUAUCCACUUUCGAUUAUUACAUCCAUGCGAUGCAGCCAUUUUAUUUGAGUUUUAUAAAUUGCUUCCUUCGCAGAAAUUACUGCUUGCUUCAAGAGAUUUUCUGUUGAUUCUAGAAGGUGCCGUGGAAAUUUUAGUCCAAUACCAACAUGAAAUCGAUCGUGGAACAGAUAUCAGGGUUACUUUCCGUACGCUUGAUUUACUUCCGAAAGAUGCAUCCGAUCUUUCGAGCAGUUUUGUUCAAGAAUCAUUUGAAUAUCUCAUCAGAGAAUACUAUGUCAUCAUUUGGGCUUAUCUAUUCAAACUUGAUUAUGCUUUCAAAGUCCGAACAGGCAAUGCUAAAACAUCCGAUUCUCUUGAAACCAUUGUCGGUAAUGAAAUCAUGACUUCGAAAUGGCAUCAUCUAGCUUUAUAUCAUUACUCACCUGCUCCGACAUUGUCCACUGCUUGUUCCGUGUGUGGCCUUCGUCCUGCAGCCAAUAAAUCGCUUUAUAGGGCAUGUGCAACUUUAUCACCUGCACGUCACACAACGACGCAGACGGAAAGUGAAACAGAUCCAUCGGGCUUUGUCGUACUUGAUAUAGAACGCAAACAGGCUACUUUUCGUUCUACAAAAGGAGAUCAGUUCGAUGCUAGUUCACUUUCCACUACAUUUUCCUAUACUGGUAAACAGUGUUUGACACCAGAGGGAUGUAAUUCAUUUGAGGUCGUAUUUGUAAGUACGGAUGAUGCUACGCCAGUAUCGCCGGUAGCAUUGUUCUCAUUGAUGGAAAUAGGAUGUUUGAUAAAUAACUCUCAAAUAAAAGAAGAUGAGAAAAUACUCUUUGAAUAUGGUCUCAAUGUGAAUACGUCAGUCGAAAAAUCCGAAAGAAACGCACAAAAGCAAGAACCGAUGAGUUUCCUUGACGAAAUUCGUAAUUUCGGUGGCGUAGGUGGUUUAAAACGAUCAAAUGCAAAAAAGAAAAAAACCGACACUGUACAGGAAUUCUACAAUGGUUUACGAUUACGUAUAGAUAUUAUUCUCACUCAUAAACCUAACACAUACGAAAUGGUUUUAUCCAUUAAUGACAUUCCAUGGUCUCGGAAAACAAUUCGACGUAAAACUGCUCAGACGACGCUUCAGCCCUAUCUUCAAACUCCAGGAAUUUCUAACGCAAACCAAAAUAUACGACUAUUUAUCCAUCACUAUACGACAGCUCUUGAUAAAGCAUUUGUUGCAAAUCCAUCUGACAAUGAUGAACAUAUUUUUGAAAGUAAAAUCGAAACUCCCUGGAAAGUUGGUAUGCGUCUCGAAGCUAAAGACCGAAAAAAUCCAUCUAUAUUAGCUGUUGCAAACAUCAUCGAAGUGUACGAAGACAAUCGCAUACGAAUUAAUUUUGACGGAUGGACCUCAACGUAUGACUACACAGUUGAAACUGAUAAUCCUGAUCUACAUCCAUGUGGUUAUUGGGAAUAUAUUCAACGAGUUUUAUACAAAAAUAUCAAUGUAACCAACGGACAUUCGCAUUUGACAUUCAAUCGUUUCGAUAAACCAAAAUCUUACAACGGUGCGUUCAGUUGGCGAAACUAUUUAACAGAAAAGAAUGAACAACCAGUGCCAUAUGAAUGUUUCAAUUAUUUACAAACGGAGGGUAUGCCAAUCGAAUAUUUUCCUCAUGGUAUAACGAAAUCGGCAUUUAUUCGUCUCUCGUGUCGUCAUUAUCACAAUGUUCGAGUUAAAUAUCAAAAAAUGAAUACAAUCGUUCAAAAUGAAAUCGCUAAUCAAAUUCUUUUUGAGCAUCGCAUCAAAUCGACAAAUGCCACUUCUUUGACAAGUUCAGGCGUAAUUAUGUUACCAGCAUCGUUCGAUACGACAAUGUUAAUAUAUCCGUGUUUGAAACAAUUUCAAAAUGGAACUGAUAUCAAUCUCCAUCUGACUUGCAAUCAUCGAUGUUAUUCGCCAUUGGAUUCGAACACGAUUGUAUUCGGUUGUCAUUUAAUAGAUACCAAAGGUAUCGCACUAAAUAAAUCGGAACUUGAUAUGUCGAUUAUUUCAAUCUGUAUGAUGACUGCUAUUGAUCUUGCUCGAAAUCAAAAACAUCCAAUUGCACCUUCGACAUCACAACUAAUUUCGGACAAAAACGGUUCAUUCUCCAAACAAACGAUUGAAGUCUACAUGCGUUCUUGGUUGGAGUUAAGUGCGUAUAUCACAUGUAUGCGAUCAACCGAUUUCUACAUUCAACGCUACGGAGUCAAUAUCACAGAAGAAACUCCUGAGUUAUUCCAUACGAUUUAUAAUGACCAAGAAUUAUUUGCUGGUUUUAAGAAAACUUGCGCCGCUAUUAGUCUUUCUGAUGAAAAUUUGCUGAGAAAACCUUAUCUGGAGUUCGGAAAAUAUGGUGAAUGUUAUUACUGCAGUUUGCUUCGUGAUGAUGAAAGCAAAGUGAAAACAUCGGACAUAUCCUUUCAACAACGUAUCACUGCGAUUGGUGACUAUGCCGCAAGUAUAUUCUACUUUGAAAUGAGAAAGCCGAAGAAAAAUCCAUUACAAAAUCGUUUGCUGUUUAACGAUGAGUUCUUCGUUAAAUUCAAUGCUUUGGAAUACAUAGACGCUGAUAACGUUGUUAUCGAUCGAUUUCAGUUAAGUCAUAAAAAUGGUGAUGCACUGAGGAACUUAACUUUUCUUUCGUUGGAAAACAAUGAUUUGAUAACGAUUGAUGUGGAAUUUCGUUCGUUGAAGAAAUUGUCACAUAUUAAGUUGAGUCAAAAUCCGCUGGAGAGUUUACCAAUCGAUCUUUUCACUCCGCGAUCGUUGCAAUCUGUCGAGUUGAACGAACUUGGUCAAUUAAUUGACAUCAACCCAAAUUCAAGAUUUUCAUCCGAUUUAAAGACUUUAACAAUAACAAAUAGCAUCUUCUCGACGUUACCAUUGACAUUAUGUGCAGACGGUCGAUCGAAAUUAACAAAAUUAGUAUUGAACGGUGUACCCUGGUGGGGAAUUGAUGGCAUGAGCGUGAAUGAAGUCGUUCAGUAUGAAUCGUUCAUGAAUAAAUUUAUUCCGUACUUAAGCAAGGAUGAAUUAUCAGCAAUCUAUCAAAUGUAUGAUGAAGAUCUUAAUGGAGUGUUAUCCUAUUCGGAGAUUAAUCUAAUGAAUGCACAUAUCUAUCGUUUUCUUCCGCGUUUAAGACAAACUCAAACGAAAAUACCUGGUUCUGGUCGAUCGUCGGUUGAACCAUCAAGCACCAAUGACUUAGAUGCUUCUAAACAAGAAUCAUUCCUUCUCGAUACAUCAGGCUUUCCUUCAUCGAUCUUUCAAUUGGAACAGCUAACGUCUUUGACUCUUCAAUAUCAAGCGAUUAAAACUGUUCCCGAUGCCAUCAAACAGCUUCGAUAUUUGAGCGAACUCAAUUUGAGUCAUUGCAUUGAAUUGGAAACAAUCAGUCCAGAAGUCGGAUUAUUACCACUGAAAGAACUGAAUUUAACUGGAUGUGUCUCGUUGAAAACGCCACCAGCGGAAAUCAUCCGUCGUGGACUUACACAAACAAUGGCGUUUUUACAACGGUUGAUCGGCGGUUCGACGACAUGCAAGCGAACAAAACUGAUGUUAGUAGGUCUGGGAGGUGCAGGAAAAACAAGUUUAGUUCGAGCUUUUCUCGCCUCCCAUUCCGAUUCGACGCCAGAAGUGACUGAUGGUAUUGAUAUUCUCAAAUGGAAAGUACCACUGGGUGAACCUGAUGAUGUACUAGAAUUCAGUGUUUGGGAUUUUGCUGGGCAAUCGGUUUAUUAUCAUACGCAUCAAUUCUUUUUGGCAAAGAAAGCUGUUUAUGUCUUAGCUUGGAAUAUUCGUUUGGGCGCUGAACACGCUGGUCUUGACUUUUGGCUUUCAUCGAUCUGUUGUCAUGCGCCAAAUGCACCUAUUUUCGUUGUCGGUACUCACAUGGAUCAAGUCUCUCGUAUUGAUUUGCGCCAAGAUGAUCUCAAACGACGUUAUCCUCAAAUCUCUGAAUUUAUCAAUGUUAGCACAUACACAGGAGAAAAUGUCGACAGUUUAAUCGAAAAUAUCAUUCGAACAACACUUGCAUUACCUUACAUGGACGAACAAAUUCCCAAAGCAUGGUUGAAUUUUGAAAACAUCAUCACUACGCGCAAGGAGGACAUUCUGGAAUACAAAGAAGUGGAAGAAAUCGCUCAUGACGCUGGAAUAUUCGAACCCGACGAAGUCUUACAAUCAGUUCAAUUUCUCCAUGAUCUCGGCUCGCUACAAUAUUUUGCAUCGGAACAGUUGAAAAACUACGUUGUCAUCAAUCCACAAUGGAUUGUCAAUGUUAUGGCUUGCAUUGUCAGUAUUAAAGAUAGUCCAGUCAAAGACGGAAGAUUAAAUUAUUCAGAUAUUGGAAUCAUUUGGAAAGAUUAUCAGGAAGAGUUACAUCCUUGGAUACUGAAAUUAACCGAAGCAUUUGAUUUAACAUUCCCCGUACCUGAUCAGAAUAUGAAUUUAGUACCAUGUUUGUUGCCUGAAGAAGAACCGGAGUAUACAUGGAAUGAAGACGAUACCGAUCCAGAACAUCGAGAAUUGAAAGUUGUGUACACAUUCAAUUAUCUUCCUGCGGGUUUAUUCAACCGAGCGCAAGUUCGUCUUUUUCAAUUUUCGGAUAAAUCCACAAUUUGGCGAUAUGGUUCAUUAUUAGUCAAGAAUAAUCAUCGAGCAGUUAUAAUUCGUUCUGAUGAUCGGCAUAUUGAUAUUAAAAUUCAAGGUGUCCGACCAGAUAAUAUUCUUUUCCUCAUUCAUGAAGUUUUCGAAGGGCUCGUCAAUGAAUCAUUCUUUGGUGUUACAUAUGACAUCGCAUUUCCAUGUCCAGAUUGUGUUGAACUCGGUACCAAUGAACCAUGGCAAUUCUCCUCUUCAUUAAUUAAUCGCGCUAUCGAACUUAAGUCGCCAUCAAUUCAAUGCCAUCGUUUCUUUCACGUAGCAUCUGUUACCGACUUACAAGCACUUGUUCCACCUGAUAGUAAAAGCAAUUAUGAUUUACAUUUGGAAUAUUCCGUACGUGACCUGAAAUCUUACAAACAAAACGUGGCAGUGGAUAUCGUCUAUCUCUAUCCAGCUGAGCAUAUUCCAACGGCUAAUCAAAUUGAAACGAAAGUCGAUCCGAGAAAAAUCAACGAUGACCUCACAAAACGCGGUCUGAAAAUUUGGUCACCUGAUUCGAUGAAAGAAUUCAAAAUUGAAAAUCAUUAUUUAGUCAUUAAAGAAGCCAAAUCUAUUCUCUUUGGUAUUUCAACCGAAUUGCUUCAGAAUACUGAAAAUAGGAAUCUCUGCGAUGCGUUACAAACCAUUCUGAACAUUUUACGCAAACCAAUCAUUCCGAUUCUGUUUGGAACGGAUUCGAAAUGGAAGGAGAGUGACAUUGGCGUCGUCUUAUCAGACAAACUCUACGUUAAUAUGCAAAAUCCGAAACGAUAUGACAAUCGUAUUCUUGAAUUAGUCGAUUUAAUUGAACAGGAGAACGAGAGUAACAGCAAGAGUAAACAACAAUUACGUGAUGAACCAACGGAUGUAUUUAUCAGUUAUUGUUGGGCGAAUUCACACGAUGCUGUUCAUAAAGGAACAAAACCAACUGCUACUUCCAUUGGUUGGGCAGACCCACGAUCUUUGAAAGAUUAUCUGGAAGGACGUGGUUUGAGUGUUUGGAUGGACAUUACUCGUCUAGGCAAUUCUGGCGUACUUCAUGAAAUUGUUCAGGGUUUGAAAAAUACUCGAUUGGUCAUUGCAUGUGUAUCCGAUGAAUACACACAAAGUGAAGUUUGUCGAAAUGAAUUUCUCUUUGCUAAAAAUACUCUUCGGCUACCUGUUAUUCUCGCUGUGUUUGGCAACGGAGAUAAAUGGCGAACGACUGAAGUCGGCAUGUGUAGUUUGACUUGUCAACAGAUCAAUUUUCAAUUCGAAAAUCCUACUGCUUUCGAAGACAUCUUUGUUUUGAUACAGAACGAUCUACCAAAGCGGAACACCUCAAUGAAAGACGUAUCGAACGCCAAAUCAACAGCAGAAACUGCACAGAAAACCACUGAAGCCUAUCAUGAACUGUUCGAAUUGACACAACGAAAAUUUCUUCGGCUGACAGCUGGCUUUGCUGAGGCGAUGACCACACGAGCAUAUCCUCGUUUAUUCGCUGUAGAUUUCAUACGUGAAAAAGAGAAAUCUGCCCAGGAAUUACUUCGCAUAGAAAUUGUCAAUCAAAUGAAUUCCCAACAUGCACAACAGGCAGACAACAAAGAGGAUAAUGCACGGGAUAAAGAAGCAGAACGACAGCGAGAUAAAGAAGUCCGUGAAACGGAAAGACAAACUCAAUCUCAAGAUCAACCUCCUCCGGAAAAAGUAAAAAAGUUAUGCAUACGUGCACUUUGUGAAAAUGAAGAAAACUGGCACGCAUCGGGCUCUCCAUUUGAGAUAACCGAUAAAGCUAUUUUACAAAAUAGCGUUUCUUAUCUCACGCGUAUUAUGCUUCUUUUGAAACAAAGUGACCUAGCAUUGGAAAUUCUGACGACUGAUGAAGGUGAAGCUGAAUUACGAAAACUUGAUGAGCUUGCCAGUUCGAUGAAUAUGGAAGUGAAAGAAUCUUACGGACAUUUACGCCGAUGGAUUAUGGACUGUGAUACAGAGGAAAAAUUGACUGGCUUGAAACAAUGUUUAAUGCCAUCCGGAAAAGUUUUAUGGCUUUGUGAAGAACAUCAAAACCAACCACGAAUUACACUCGUCACAGGGUCAGUUACCGGUGGUUAUACUCGUCCACAAGCUGAAGAAAAGAGUGAAAUCGUAAAAGCUUUGGCGAAAAUCAAUUCACGAAUUGCCAAUAAUGAAUUGCCUGGACCUUCAGUUCGAGUUCCAGCUGCGGAGAGUACACGUCGUGGGUCAUCCGAUCGACAACAGUCGCACAGGUACAGCCGACAGGAAUCGACGUCGAUUAAAACUCAAGCGAAUAAUCUUCGAGAAAUCGAUGAAAGUAAACAGGAAGAAGACGAUGCUGAUUACAAUGAAAGAAUUUCAAAUACAAAAGAAAAUUCGAAUCAAGAUGAAGAAACUGAAAUGACCACGACGAACUGCUCAAUCAUGUGA